AAACAAAAACAAGCAGACUAGAGCGAGCAGAGAACAGCUUGAGACCCGGGGAGGGAGGGAGAGGAGUAGGAGGGAAAGUGACAGACGCUGACAGACACCACCACUCCGGAGUGGCAGACGCAGCUAGGAGUAACACACACUGAGGGAACGGAGAAGACCCUCAGGGCAAGAGCAGAGUCUAGUGGAGAGCAGGGAGGGUGUGAGAGCUGUGGGGCUGGGGGCCCCUCCUGCGCUGUCGGGCUGCCGAAUCUGGUCCCGGUUCCGCCCCCCUCAGAUUCACUCCCUAGGUGUGUUUGUUUACUGGUCCCUCCCAGUCUCACUCAGAUGCUCCAACUCUCUGAUCUCAGGGUGCAGAUCAUUCUCUCAGACGCCUGAGCCCCUGAGUCCAGCUGCCAUGGGCACCUCCAGCAUCUUCCUCUGCCUUCUGUUCCUGGGUGGGGCACUGGGUCUCACCACCUCCCCCGCCCCGAGACGGCUCCGCUGUUACACCUGCAGCUUUGCCAAACCCUGCUAUCCUGUUCCCACUGAAUGUCAGGAUGAUGAAGUUUGUGGCAUCAGUGUUGGCACCUCAGAACAGAGUGAGGUCAUCGAGCGGAAAGGCUGCCUCCCAAGGGCCCAGUGCCCUCUGCAGGGCUAUGUCACCUACUGGUUACGCUCCUACGCUCUGCGGCACCACUGCUGUGAGCAGGACCUGUGCAACUCAGCCAUCACGCCGCAGCGGCCCCCCGACGCCCUUCUCAUCACCCUGCUUCUCCUCUCAGCCAGCUUCACCUGGGGAGGCCACCUCCUCCACUAGCCUCAUGUGGACCAGCAGCCUUCAACCCAAGAGUCUUCCGCUAUCACUGUGGCACAGACACUCUUGAGAUCUGCCCAAGAACCUGAUUUUGUGCAGAGACCUCCAAACCCUUGGCCCACCACCUUCCCAGACCCCUCCCAAGACCUGCCUCCUGGUGGCAUGGCUCCAGCCCCUACCUGCCCAGAGGUACCUGCCCAGAGCCCCGCCUCAUAAAGAACACCUGUUCUAAAUCUCUUGUCUUUUCUAGAUGCCUGUUGCUGAGGCAUUCUCUCAGCCCCAGCUCUCUGGCAAGGCCUGUAUUUGAUGGAGCUGUGGGUCCCAGGCAAGGGGAUUGAAGGGGUGAGGAAGAGAGUCCUGCUAGGAAAGAUUAAUUUGGUAGGUCAGGAAGGAGGGCUUGGGGAACUAUGACAAAUAAAUGUAAUAAAAGUGCGA
Messenger RNA from Sus scrofa (pig), 1228 nucleotides. RefSeq names its product lymphocyte antigen 6G6e (gene LY6G6E). Gene Ontology annotation, cellular component: plasma membrane. Lineage: Eukaryota; Metazoa; Chordata; Mammalia; Artiodactyla; Suidae. Gene Ontology annotation, biological process: desensitization of G protein-coupled receptor signaling pathway; acetylcholine receptor signaling pathway. The record is from RefSeq and is a predicted model, not a curated record. Gene Ontology annotation, molecular function: transmembrane receptor protein serine/threonine kinase activity; acetylcholine receptor binding; acetylcholine receptor activator activity.